AAAGAAGAAUGACCCCUAUUUACUAAUCACUUUUACUGUUCUUCCUACCUGAUACUUUUGCUCAUAACUCCUAGAAGAAAAUCAAUAAUUACCAAUUCAUAAGAAAUUUCAGUUUCUACAUCAUAUAUGGCAUGAGACUAAUAUGCCCGUUUCAUUCAAAUUUUGAGCUCCUUCUGAUAGGUCCUGAAAGUAUGAGUGGUAGAAGUUGGAAGUUCAGUCAUUUUGCAGGUGGAAAUUCCUGAAGUCUCUGACACAUUGCAUUGAUCAUCAUUUCCUGCAGAAAACCAUGAAGCUCAAGUCCUCCAUUGGUGAACUUAUCUUCCUUUUCCCUAUACUCCCUUUCUUGUUUUCCUCAGUCAUUGCUGACCUUAACUCUGAUAAAGAAGCCCUCCUUGAAUUUGCUGCCAAUGUCUUUCAUACACAAAAACUCAACUGGAAUAGUUCUACACCAGUUUGCUCCUCUUGGGUUGGAAUCACUUGCAAUAUAAACCAAACCAGUGUGAUUGAUAUCCAUCUUCCUGCCAUUGGACUCUUUGGCUCAAUCCCAAACAACACCAUUGGAAAGCUUGAUGCUCUUAGAGUCCUUAGUCUCCACUCCAAUUUCCUCUAUGGAACUCUUCCUUCUGAUGUUCUGUCCAUUCCUUCAUUGAAAUUUCUUUACCUCCAAAACAACAACUUCUCUGGUGCCAUUCCUGCUUCUCUCUCCCCCAAUCUCAUUGUAUUAGAGUUAUCCUUCAACUCCUUAUCUGGGAUCAUUCCAACCAUCAUUUAUAACCUGACAAGGCUUGCAGAGUUGAGUCUUCAAAACAAUUCCAUCUCUGGUGCCAUCCCCAAUCUGAACCUGACAGAGCUUAAGCUUUUGAAUUUGAGCUAUAACAACUUGAAUGGCUCAAUUCCAUAUUCCCUCCAAAAGUACCCUCGUUCCUCAUUUCUUGGGAAUUCUCUCUUAUGUGGGAAACCUCUAAACCAUUGUUCUAAAAUCUCAUCCUCUUCACCUUCUCCUUCCCCUAUUUACUUGCCUGCAGCCUCACCAGUAGUCCUGGAAAAUCGAAAUGCUACCCCUGCCAAAAAGUUACUUGGCCUAGGUUCAAUCAUUGCUUUGGGAGCUUCUGUUUUGUUUGUUUUGGUCAUCAUGGUCAUCUUAUGCUGUUUGAAAAGGACUAGCAAGGGAGGCAGUAGCAUGUUGAAAGGGAAGAGUGGUGCCUCUAGUGAUGAAAAGACUGAUCAGAAGUCUAUAAGUUUCGGGAGUGGAGUGCAAGCAGCAGCAAAGAACAAGCUGUUCUUCUUCGAAGGAUGCAAUUACAAUUUCGAUCUUGAGGAUCUACUGAGGGCAUCAGCUGAAGUUCUUGGAAAAGGAAGUUAUGGGACAACCUACAAGGCUGUUUUGGAUGAGGAAACAACUGUUGUAGUGAAAAGGUUAAAGGAAAUUGUUGUGGGUAAGAGGGAGUUUGAGCAGCAUAUGGAGGUUGUGGAGAGGGUUGGGAAGCACCCAAAUGUUGUGCCUCCUCGCGCUUAUUAUUAUUCUAGAGAUGAGAAGCUUUUGGUCUACAACUACAUGCCAGCAGGAAGCUUGUUUGCUCACUUGCAUGGAAGCAGGGAUGCUGGAAGAUCCCCGCUUGAUUGGGAUUCAAGACUAAAGAUCUCUCUUGGAAUUGCGAGGGCAAUUGCUCACAUUCAUUCUGAGGGUGGUCUUAAAUGCGUCCAUGGUAACAUAAAGUCCACAAAUGUCCUCCUAACCGAAGACCUUGAGGCUUGCAUCUCAGAUGUUGGGUUGACUCCUCUAAUGAACUUCCCUGUGGUUGCAUCCAUGUCACGAAGAGCUACUGGUUAUCUUGCACCAGAGGCAAUUGACAUGCGCAAAAUGUCCCACAAAUCAGAUGUUUACAGCUUUGGUGUGCUCCUACUCGAAAUGCUGACAGGGAAAACCACACUUCAACAUGCAGGGCAUUAUGAUAAUGUAGUGGUUGAUCUCCCAAGGUGGGUGAAAUCUGUUGUUCGUGAGGAAUGGACUGCUGAGGUUUUUGAUUUGGAGUUGCUUAGACAACAAGGCAUUGAAGAAGAGAUGGUGCAGAUGCUGCAGAUUGCAUUGGCAUGUGUAGCAAAGCUACCUGAGUCACGCCCCAAGAUGGAUGAAGUUGUGAGAAUGCUAGAGGAAUUUCGGCAAUCUGACACUAGGACUAGGCCUUCCUCUGAGUCUGAGCUUGAUGUGCAAAGUACCCCAUGAAAGCUUUAGUUUCUUUUGUUUGGAAUGGAAAGUAGCAACUUCAUAUGCAUGUAUGCAAUUUGGAAAUAAUGUUCAAUGCUAUUGUUUUCAGUGUGUCACAGUUUCUAGGA
This is a messenger RNA of Rosa rugosa (rugosa rose), 2334 nucleotides long. Its product is annotated as probable inactive receptor kinase At5g58300. Bases 287 to 2224 code for a protein of 645 amino acids. Gene Ontology annotation, molecular function: ATP binding; protein binding; protein kinase activity. The transcript has 3 exons. Gene Ontology annotation, biological process: protein phosphorylation. NCBI's taxonomy places the organism in Eukaryota, Viridiplantae, Streptophyta, Magnoliopsida, Rosales, Rosaceae. The record is from RefSeq and is a predicted model, not a curated record.